Prorocentrum cordatum is the source of this 909-nucleotide messenger RNA. The record is from the annotation of a GenBank genome assembly. Lineage: Eukaryota; Dinophyceae; Prorocentrales; Prorocentraceae.
AUGCAGCAUCAGAUGCCCAGAGCGGCGGGCAUGGGCAGACCCCGGCCUCGGAGCUUCGCGCUGGCCACCUUCGGGGGGCUGCUCCUGCUGCACGACGGCCACCGGGCGCCGGCUGCCUGCGCCUUCGCCGCGGGGACCUGCCUCCGCUCCAACGGCGUGGCCAACGCGGGGUACCUGCUGUUCGACGCCCUGUGCCGAUCUGCCAGGCGCCGGCGCCUGCCGCCGCUGCUCGCGGGCGCGGCCCUGGCCUGCCUGGUGGCCGCGCCAGCGAUCCUGCACGAGCUCCGCGCGUACGCGAGGUACUGCACCGGCGGCGGGGAUCAGCUCACAGGACUGCCCGUCUGGUGCAACCGCACCGUUCCCAGCCUGUACGGGCACGUCCAGCGGGAGCACUGGAAGAAUGGCUUCUUGGCCUACUGGGAGCUGAAGCAACUGCCGAAUUUUGCGCUCGCCGCGCCCGCGGUCUCCGUGCUGCUCGGCGGGGCGGUCUCGUACGCCCGCGCGGUGCACGCAGCGGGGUGGCGCGCCUUCCUUUCGGAUGGUGGCAUGGGCAGUGUCGCGGUUCUUCCCCACGUGGUGAAGGACGGGGCAUGGUGGCGGAUUUCUGGCUAUCCUGGCAGUCUUCUUCAUGAAUGUGCAGGUGGCCACCCGGUUCUUUUCCGCCGCGUCCCCAAGCUUCCACUGGUGGCUCGCCAUGGCGUCGCUGGACCCAGACUGGGCAGGGGCCGUCAAGGUCUACCUGGCAUCAUUUGUCUUCCUCGGGAUCCUGCUGCACCCGAACUGCCUCCCCUGGACAUGACGCGACAUCGUGCCACGAUCCGCGCGCUCUGUGAAGGCAGCCUCGAGGAGCACACUUCUUCGGUAGCAAAUCGUGGGGGCCUGGGAUGCCGUCUUAUUUCCGUCUUUAGC